UCAAAAUUUGCCGCGUGAUGUGUGUCUUAUGUCGAACUGCCGUUCACCAGCCAUCGACCCAAUCAGCCAACCAGUCAAUUAGUUUCGUUCCUCUCCGUCUCCUCCCUGUACGCCGUUGGCCGCUAAAGCUUCUAGUUGCAGCGGCGAUUUGACGUCGUCUCCUGCCGUUGCUUUGCUUGACUCGUCUGUGUCCUUGUUGGCGGUCUGAAGUGAGCGGUGAGCGGAAUUGUGGCACACGCAGCAGCAGCAGCAGCAACAGCAGCAACGAGUCGAGAAGUUGAUCCCGGGCGAGGUAGGCGCGACGGCGCACGGCCACACAGACAUACGCAACCAAAAGGCAGAUAAUCGCGUUUCCCAAAUCGUCUCAAGGUUUGGCAUUUCUCGACAUUUCUCUAUAGAUUCGGUGUCGAUUCGUAAACUGUUACUCGCCGGGUCCAAUUACGCUCCACUCGGCCGAACAACAAAUCAACAAUGAAGGGUGAAAACGGCGACUCGAAUGGAACCUCCUCCACGGAACCGGAGUAUAUGCGGAAGUUAUUUAUCGGCGGCCUAGACUAUAAGACCACCGAGAAGACAUUAAAGGAAUACUAUGCUCGUUGGGGCGAAAUCUUGGACUGUGUCGUGAUGACGGACCCAUAUUCGAAGCGAUCGAGAGGUUUUGGGUUCGUAACGUAUGCGGACUCACACAUGGUGGAUGAUGCUAUGGCAGAGAGGCCUCAUAAUAUCGAUGAGCGCACCGUUGAACCAAAGAGGGCCAUUCCUAGGGAACAAUCGGCGGGAGAUACGAAUAUGUCUGUGAAAAAACUGUUCGUUGGAGGACUUUCGACAGAAACAGAGACAGAUGACCUUCGCGCCUAUUUUAGCAAAUAUGGGGCCAUCGAAGAGGUGAUCAUCGCAACAGAACGUGAUACGGGUCGUAAAAGAGGCUUUGGUUUCGUGACGUUCGAUGACUACGAUGCUGUCGACAAGGUCGUUCUGCAAAGGCAUCAUAUGAUUAAGGGUAAACGGACGGAGGUGAAGAAGGCUUUGAGUAAAGUUGAAAUGGAGAAGGCCAAGAGAAAGGAUGCCUUUAUGGGACCGCCUUCCCACUCCCAUCAUGGAGGUCAUGGGAUGGGGCCUCAUCGCGGAGGCCCUGGUGGUCCUCGAGGAGGUUACGGUUCCCGCGGAUACGGUGGAGGUUCCUCGGAGUGGUCUGGCUAUGGCGGUUGGCAGCAACCUCAAGGGGGGCAUGGAGGUGCCAGUGCGUAUCCUGGCUAUUCCACUGAUGCCUAUUCAGGUUGGGGCAGCAGCGGAGUCGGCGGCUCAUAUUCCGGUGGGGGUUACAGUACCGGCUACCAUCCAGGCUACGGGUAUCCGGACGCUCAGGGUGGUUCCGGUGCUCCGGGACCUUACCGCGGUGGAGGCUAUGGUGCCAGUGCCCGUUCAGGUGCCCAGCCCUACGGCGGUGAGUACGCAACGCGCUCCGUUUCAGCUAGAAGUCAGUAUUAGAUGCCGAACAACGUUGCCGUCAAUAGUAACAGCAAAAACAACCGCAGCCGCAUUGAAAGCAGCAGCAGCAGGAAGCCACACAUCGGCACCAAAAUCGACCGAUCCACCAGUUAGCACUGUCGACCGAUCUAUAGUACCAUACCUGUCGUGAUGCUGACUUUCUAUAGAUACGACACACAGACCAACAGAAACACACGGGCACACACAUAUAUAUGUAUACUGAUAUAUAUAUAUAUAUAAAGCAAUUCACGGACAUACACGUUACUUUCGUUUCACUACUUUAUUGAAGUAGAUUUUGUCAAAGAUGUUGACGAGUGGUCUGCUCAAGCGGAGGCGAUCCGUCUAAUAUAAAACUUGACAUAAAGAAAAAGAAAAACAGCCGACCAAGAUCGAACGGCCUGUUUUAGUUUACGGAGUUAUUACCGACACGAUAUAUAAUACGGAGAAACGUAACCUCUAGCAGGUGGUAGCGCUCUGCGCUGCAUAAGAAUGAAAAUUCCAAACUCAAGAAGAUGAAGCAGAAAGAUAUGAGAAACUUCAGGUAUUGGACUCGGUAGACCCUGCAAAGGUGAAUGGAACUAUGAAACAGGAGCUGGGCGAUCGGGUUGGAGGAAGGAUUAGGAAGUGGGUCGUGGGAAGACCGUGAACGCCGCCGGGAACUCUCGAUAUAUAUAUACAUAUAUAUACACGCAUAGAUAUGAUGAAAAAAUAUAUAUAAGCUAAGUCAGUGGCAACACUUAAACUAUCAAUACCAUCAUUAGAAUGAAUAUUGUGUGGAAGUAAACUAAUAUGAAAAAUGGCAAAACUGGUAGACAUGUUGUCGAUGCAGGACUGAGUUUCUAAUGAGGGAGUUGCACCUCCAUUUAUCCGAAAAGGAUAUCAAGAGGGCUGAACUAUGUUCAGGGGAAAAAGGGGGAACGCAUACUUGCUCUGCUCAAGAGGCGUUAGCGAAGAGAACUAAUUAUGAGCAGAUUGAAAGGAGGCAGCACAUACGGAAACUAGCUAUGAUCAAUGUAACAAUAAUACAAUACGACAAUAACAUAGGCAACGCAAAAGUAACAACACACGAGAAAGGCAGGAAAAAAGUAUAUGAAGCUUGUUGCAGAUAGAAGAGUUCUAUCUGAGUGAGAGGGAGCAAGAGAUAUUCUAUUGUAUAAUAAUAAUAAAGAGAGAUUAUCCCUUAGA
Varroa destructor (honeybee mite) is the source of this 2673-nucleotide messenger RNA. RefSeq names its product heterogeneous nuclear ribonucleoprotein A1-like 3. Gene Ontology annotation, biological process: mRNA splicing, via spliceosome. Gene Ontology annotation, cellular component: catalytic step 2 spliceosome. NCBI's taxonomy places the organism in Eukaryota, Metazoa, Arthropoda, Arachnida, Mesostigmata, Varroidae. The record is from RefSeq and is a predicted model, not a curated record. Gene Ontology annotation, molecular function: mRNA 3'-UTR binding.